Molecule: messenger RNA, 1644 nt
Organism: Penicillium mononematosum
Lineage: Eukaryota; Fungi; Ascomycota; Eurotiomycetes; Eurotiales; Aspergillaceae
Product: putative transporter
Exons: 5
Coding region: 1-1644 (547 amino acids)
Biological process (GO): transmembrane transport
Cellular component (GO): membrane
Molecular function (GO): sulfate transmembrane transporter activity
Source: RefSeq, a predicted model, not a curated record
AUGGCGGUUGAAGAAGCCAAUAAAACGGCCUCCGAUGCCGAGCGCUUUGACUCUAAGGCGACUCCGAGAGUCUCAUCCGCAGAGUCUUCAUCUUCAUCAACAUAUGACGGCCCUCGAGCAAAGCAGACCGACUGCGCUUUCGAUACUACCGAAGACCCGCGGUUCUACAAGCCCAUUCCUGAAUAUGAGGGUGCCCAUCGCUGGGACCCGGACUUUGAGUGGACAGAGCAAGAAGAGAAAGCCGUUAUUGACUGGCGUGUUUGCACAUUUGCUUGUGUGACUUUCUUUGCGCUCCAGCUAGACCGUGGAAAUGUCGUCCAAGCCACGUCAGACAACAUGCUGGACGAUCUUGGCAUGACCACUAACGACUACAACACUGGCCAAACAAUCUUCUACCUAUGUUUUCUCUUCGCCGAGCUGCCCUCUCAGCUUAUAUCGAAAUGGGUCGGCCCGGAUCGCUGGAUUCCCGUACAAAUGAUAAGCUGGAGUCUCAUCGCCUCAUGCCAGGCAUUUAUCCAGAACAGGAGCGGGUUCUUCGCGACCCGCGCCAUGCUCGGUCUUCUCGAGGGCGGCUUCAUUCCAGACACCAUCCUCUUCCUAUCAUUCUGGUACAAGUCCAAGGAAUUGCCUAUCCGGCUCAGCUACUUCUGGGUGACAUAUGAAGCAACCGCAAUUAUCAGCGCCUUCCUUGCCUUUGGCUUCCUCCACAUUCGCCAAUCGGAUGGCACCGGUGGCUGGCGAUACCUGUUUGCCCUGGAAGGCUUGAUCACCGGUUUGAUCGGUAUUGUCGCUGCGUUCUGGAUGCCGCCCUCGCCUACGCAGACCGCGGGCCGGUUCCGCGGUAAGACUGGCUGGUUCAAUGAGCACGAAGAGAAAAUAAUGGUUAAUCGCGUGCUGCGCGAUGACCCGAGCAAGGGAUCUAUGCAUAAUCGUCAGGCUGUUACGCCCAGGCUGCUCUGGCAGGCACUGAAGGACUACGAUAUGUGGCUCAUCUACCUGCUCGGCCUCACUUGGAUGAUUCCCAACACGCCGGCUACGUCGUACAUCAGUCUGCAACUGAAGUCGCUCGGUUUCAGCACUUUCAACACGAACCUGCUUACUAUCCCGGCCUAUAUCAUUUUUAUUGUCAAUCUGCUAGUGUGGACUUGGGUGUCAGAGCGGUUUAAUCAACGACUGCUUCUUGGUGUCGGUGCUGAGCUUUGGGCUCUGAUCCUGUUAAUUGCGUUGGAAACUAUUUCUGAGGAUGCUAGUCCUUGGGUGCGUUGGGUUCUGCUCAUCAUGCUGAUUGGUAUGCCUUACGUGCACGCUAUUGUUGUUGCGAUUACAUCGCGUAAUGCAGGCUCUGUGAGGACGCGAACGGUUGCUACUGCGGUGUAUAACAUGAUGGUGCAGGCCAGUAGCAUCAUUGGUAACAACAUCUACCGCACCGAGGAUAAGCCGUAUUAUCACACCGGAAAUAGGGUUCUUAUGGCUCUUUCGGUGUGGAGUAUGGCGAUAUUCAUCAUUGCCAAGAUAUACUACGUGAGGCGCAACAAACAAAAUGCUGCUAUCUGGGAUAAAAUGUCUAGUGAAGAGCGGUCGCGAUAUGUCGUUGAAAACAAAGAUCUUGGAAACAAGAGAGUUGAUUUCAGAUUUUUGCAUUAG